CCGAGCUCUCGCCUGCUUCACCCGAUGCCUGGCGACGAGAGAACGUCGUCUGCUUUUUCCCUCCAUCAUCACCGCUCACCACCUCGCGCGACUCCAGGUUGCAGCUCCCGUCUUCCUGCCCAUCGGCCUUGUAUCUCGCCAGCGCCUCUCUAUAGGCUCAUAUUCUCCUCUCUAGGAGUAUACCCAGCCAAAUCGGCCUGUCUUGCUCUGUGCCAGUUGCUGGCUGCUGUUCGACCAAGAUAGCCCAAGCCCGUUGGGACGGUCGCCCCGCCCUGUAGGCCCCGCGCACCCAGCCCGUCUCCACCCUGUCUCGUCGUGCUGCCGACUGAGCUCAGUUUCUAUCCACAUGACUCUGCCUGCUAUCGCCUGUGGGGAUACUACUGGGGGCCUGCUCUUGCUACUGGCCCAACCUUAAAUAUCUGGCUCCCUCGCUUGCUGUUACUGCAGCUUCUGCUUCUACGGCUCCGACUACUACCGCUUGUCAACUGUUGAGACUGCAGGGUUCACUACUAGCCGUUGCAAUCACCUCCUCAAGGGUGAGGGCAUGGCUCUUGAGGAGAUCCGAAAGCUUGAGAAUUUGACGUUAGAUCCGAAUAUUACGAGUUCACCAGGGUUAACAGAGAAUGGCCAUGGCCAUGGACGUGGACAUGUACCAACCCCGGAUGGCAAUAAUGCCAGGCGAGCUUCACAUGAAGUUGCCCACUCCAGCCGCCAGCGUACCGGUGGGCUCGAAGGAAGCGAUGGUGCUUUAAAUGACGCCCAUGUUCCGACUCCUCCCAUCCCUGUGCCUUGCCCUGAAGACCAUCAUUACAGAGCAGGCGCUCCUGAUGAUCUGGAAUAUACCCAUAACCCUCGCUAUAUUCAACCAUCGCCACUCGAGCAAUUCGCUCGAAAUGAUCAACCCUCGAUUAGCCACAACGCUGAUUACUCUGUUGAGCCUGGAAGCCGGAACCAACUGGAAAAUGCAUCCAUCUGUCCGAGGCUCGAUGUCGACGCGUGCGUGGAUAGAUUAUCCCACGAGAAACGCGAUUCUGGAAGCUCCGCAAAUGCGCUUCCAAUUGGCUCGCCUCACUGUGACUUUUUCUCCCCGUCCGUAGUGACUUGUGGGGGUGACGCUGGGCAAGCUGGGGAACGUCCUACUUCUCUCACCUCUCUAUCCACCGCCUCACCUGCCACUGAUGAAGUGCGUACUCCACCAGAAGCAACCAGAGACAUACUUCUGUCGCCUUUCUCGGCUUAUCCUAGGAUCUACCGGCCUGCAUCAUUGGAUGAUGGGGGCGCAUGGUCUAACUUUGUACCUCAGCCAUUUGGGAGCCGAUCUAAAAGCUAUACUCUAGGCCGGGAUGGCAGUUUACGACACAACCUAUCUCAUGAUUCUGGCCGUUCUACCAACUCAAGCGGUAAGUCUCCAGCCAGCACGUUUCUGUCCCUCUGGAGCCGUGAGGAGGUUCCUCCGAAACCUGAUGAUGAGGGUCAGGUUGUAGGAACAGACUACGUGAUAGGCAAGCAAAUCGGAUUUGGAGGCUUCAGCACAGUGAAGGAAGCAUUUAAGGUUCAUGGGGAGGGCGGACCAGAACGGUCGGCUGUUAAGAUUGUCAAGAAACACCUCGCUGGUCAAAGUGAAAGAGAAAAUGAGCAACUCCAAGCCGAAUUCGACCAUGAAGUACGCAUAUGGCGAUACCUAAACCACCCCCACAUUCUGCCACUCGAAGCAGUUUACGAAACCGAUUAUGCUACAUUUUGCUUUACAAGAUUAACCACAAGGGGCACUCUGUUUGACUUGGUCCGCAGACAUCGCCAAGGCCUUGAAAUGAAUGUUGCCCGAAGCUAUGCAUACCAAUUAGCAUCCGCUAUCAGAUACUUGCAUGAGGAUGCACGUGUUGUCCAUCGAGAUAUCAAACUGGAAAACUGCCUUUUAGACGCAGCAACGUCUACAGAACAUGGAGAUGUGGCCCAGCUGAUACUAUGUGACUUUGGGAUGGCAGAAUGGUUGACAUCUGAAAACGGCGGUGGAAGCUCACCUGAUCCGUACGAUAAUGCCGCGGAUCGCCCUCCCCCCAAAGCCAUAGGUCCUUCGGAUACAAGUACUAGCGUUGCCGGAAGCCUGGAAUACGCUUCUCCAGAGCUGCUAUCAUCCGUGAAUGGACUCAUUGAUCCAAUUGUGGAUAUCUGGGCUUUUGGAGUCGUUGUUUUUUCUUUGGUUGUUGGCUCACGGCCCUUCCAGGACUCUUUUAAACCACGGAUCAAACUCAAUAUUAUGCAAGGUCGUUGGGACAGCGCUUCUGUUCUGAAAGGUCGGGGUGAUCAACAGGACCGGCAGAACGCAUUGGAGCUAAUCCAGGGCUGUCUGGAGAUGGACACGAUAAAGCGAUGGACCAUCCGAGAGGUCUUACAAUGCCGCUGGUUUCAGGGGUGUUCUAACAGCACAGAUCAUGCUGGUGAUGCUCCGCAAUGGAGAUUUUAGGCCCUGCCUUCUACCCAUCGUGAUUGCGUUCGUUAUGUAUGGGAUAUGACGAUAUGUUACGAUUGUUUUAUGACGGUUAUGUAAGGAACCACCAAGGUGUUACGCAAAGUGUAUCAAGUGUAUGGUGUCCUUGGUGGAUUUAUUUUUGCAUGCACGUUUAUUAUAUCCCUUUAUUGUCUUAGCGUUCGUAUUUGAUACCCCGUGACUCUCAUUAACCAAAAGUGUGUCGCAUCUACUUAUUAUAUACCUCUCUGCGUUCGUUUUGCUUUUCUGGUUUCUUAUGUCUAGCGAGCUCAGGAGGGGUAGGCCUUUUCUGUUUGAUGGUUUGGCGUCCAUGCACGAUUUCUCCCAAUUGCUACGCUGCAUAGGCUAUGACGAUUUUCCUUCUAUUUUCUUUCUUUCUCUUCUUUUUUUUUUUUUUUUUUUUUUUUUUUUUUUUUUUUUUGCCGUUUGGCAGAUUACGUCCACUUCACUUAGCAUUGAUGAAAUUGAACCGCGUGAGGGUUGGCUGGGGUUUUAAGAAUUUUUUUUCUUUCGGUAUUUGAUUUAGCAUCCGGUUUUCUUUGCAUAUUUAUCUCAUUAUCCUAUCCCAUUUCAUUUGUGAUCGGGACUCUCACCACCUCUCAUACAUCUCAGUCCUUGUGCUGAGUUGUGUAUUACUAUCGAAUCAAACCUUCAGUUCCCCUCUAUUCUUCCUUCACCACUUUUCCCUUUCCCUUUUCCCGUUUCCCCAUUUUCCCACAAUCAUGUUUGCACCGCUAUUUCUUUCGGAAAUCGAUAAACUCCAAUGCAGGAACAUUCUCAUCACACUACUAGUGAAAACCAGAAGCCAUUCUUGAUUUUGGCCGAGCGGGGCGAACAGCUUAUGUAUUACCAUGCAGAAUUCAUUUUCACGGGGCCUAUAGGAGGGAAAUUGGCAAGGGUGAUGGCAAUAUUGUAUCUCGAGACUUUACACUCACCCCACUCGAUCUUUCACUGUCCUCCUUUGACUUCCGCCCCCAGCUUUUAUUCGCUCCAGUGUUUUUUUCCGUUUCUCCGCUCCAGUGGUGACUUCUUGUUGUCAUGGUUUGAAAUGGGGAUUAUAUUUUCUUCUCCUUCUUCUCUUUCUUCUCUGCACCGCUCUCGUCUCAUUCUACAAAUAGUCCACUUCUAUUUGACCCUCCACUUUGCCACACAGAUUGCUAGAUUUCGCUUCCACGAUACCUUUCUUCCCCUCCUUUUGAGAAAGGGCUUCUCUUUGCCCCUUUCUUCUCCCCUUUGCUUUUUAUCCCAGCACUGGCGUUUUUUGCACGUGGUACUCGUUCAUAUGGGCGAUCUCCCUUACUUGAUGGGCGUGAUAAUGUUGAUAAUAUGAUGUAAGCGGGGGUGUUGUUAAAAAAAAAGGAUUUAGGGGGGUGGAAAAAGGGUUACAAUGUAUGUUAACAUAAUUAGGCUGUUAAUGAGUUCGAAUAAUUGCGAUGAAUUGCUUCUGAAAAAGUCUGCUUAUGGAAGCCAAAUUUUAUGAGAAGUUUUGCCAGUAUCAAGACCCUUUUUCAACACGCCCGGAAAGGGAAGGGUAAUAUCCGCAACUAGCGAAAGUUGUUUGAGUAGGAAUAAGAGGGUCGGAAAAGGAGCUAUUUGCCCUUACAGCACAUGAAUAAGCCUUUGCCAAAAUAUAACCUAAAUAAACCCAUUUGAGGAAUUUGUUUCUCUAGUAUACAGUAAAAACCAAACAAGGCAAUGCAGAAUCAAA
This is a messenger RNA of Blastomyces dermatitidis ER-3, 4196 nucleotides long. RefSeq names its product CAMK protein kinase. Gene Ontology annotation, cellular component: cytoplasm. Bases 545 to 2464 code for a protein of 639 amino acids. Gene Ontology annotation, molecular function: ATP binding; protein serine/threonine kinase activity; tau-protein kinase activity. The transcript has a single exon. NCBI's taxonomy places the organism in Eukaryota, Fungi, Ascomycota, Eurotiomycetes, Onygenales, Ajellomycetaceae. Gene Ontology annotation, biological process: protein phosphorylation; microtubule cytoskeleton organization; intracellular signal transduction. The record is from RefSeq and is a predicted model, not a curated record.